CGUCGCAGCUGUUUUCCGCCAAGCUUCACAUCCACUCUAUUCUCCGGCAAAAUUUUCUUGAAAAUCCUCUGCUUCUUGCAUUUUUUAACACUGUUAAUGGAAACCUCGUUAUUCAAAGCUUACUUUCGUUUAUAAUUUAUGUUCUUUAUACUUUAUUUAUGUUCAUUUCGUUGAAGGAGAACUCGAGGAAUUAGGUUUUUAAGUUCUUCGUGUCUGCUAUCUUCAUACACUGUUUGGGUUGGAAUGAGCUUGGCUAAAGGCAGGAGUGAAAAGUUGUUUUUCUUUUGAGUUAUGCAUUUUAACUCAAUUGUCUAGCAAGAAUUUUGCUGACCCAAAGGUGCAAAAUCGGAAAUGGUUUCUAUUUCUUCUUCGAAGAACCUCAUGUUACUGAGAAGAAUAGUAUGGAAAGCAUUUAGACAUCCGCCUCAAUCAUGUUAUUCAACACGACGGUCGUAUCUGUCCUCAUCUUUGUCUGCUGUGUAUAGUAAUGCUCGAGAACCUUCAAGCUAUGGAUCCAAAUUAUUUGUGUUUAAACCAUCUAAUAACAUCUGUUCCCACACUUCUCCACUCGAUAAGGGAUCUCAAGGUCCAACAACAACCGAUUACCAUUUGUUGCUGGAGGAAGAUGAGUAUCACAGGCUGGCCAAUUCUACCAUCCAUCACCUCCUUGAGAAGUUGGAGGAAUAUGGUGAUUUAAUAGACAUUGAUGGUUUUGAUGUUGACUAUGGGAAUGAAGUUCUCACGUUAAAGCUUGGAAGUUCGGGAACCUAUGUAAUCAACAAACAAACGCCUAAUAGGCAAAUAUGGUUGUCAUCGCCAGUGAGUGGUCCGUCAAGGUUUGAUUGGGACCAGAUAUCCGAAGCUUGGAUCUAUAGACGAACCAAAGAAACGUUGAUCAACGUCUUAGAGACUGAACUAGAAAAACUUUGUGGGGCGCCUAUCAAACUCAGUUGAGUUGCUGCAAAGAACAGACCUUUGUUUCUUCUUUAGGUCAAAAGACAUUCAGAGUUCCAUUUGUCUUAAAGUUCGGUUCGGUUGGGUUGUUCAAAAUCACAAGGGAGACAUUGUAUGUUUACUAUUUAUAGGGUUAAAACUUAAUCACUUAAUUUACCCUGCUACAAGACGUAUGUUAACCUCAUAGAAAGCCCGCUUAAACCAUUCGUUUUAUAAAUUUCACAUUCUUUU
Cuscuta campestris is the source of this 1185-nucleotide messenger RNA. The record is from the annotation of a GenBank genome assembly. Lineage: Eukaryota; Viridiplantae; Streptophyta; Magnoliopsida; Solanales; Convolvulaceae.